UUUCAAUCCUGAAAUGGAGACUAUCAAACCUAGACCAGAUUUGGUCUCCGUACAAGUGCGAAUCUUAUGACUCAUAUAUAUGGAACCUGCUGCGAUCUGUAGGGCGCGAGCGUGAAUCCGAACAGUUGGGUUCAGCAAUCGACCAACACAUGUUCAAUCACUUCAUCCAUGACGCAAAACGCUUAGAAAUCCAAUCUCACCAAAACAAGCACAAUGGAAUGGUUGGAUCUGUUAAGAUGAUUGAGAUGGUAUUGUGGAAGGGCGUACCACGAUUUCCGCCGGUGAUUUCUCCGUUAAAUAUUUAUACGCUUCAUAUCUCCGGGGGGUAGCCUCUGAAUACUCUUUGUCUCUUCAUAUUCCGUACUCAUAUUUCAUUCUCAACCCGAGCGUUUCUAAUCAUUGCUCUAGUCACAUUUUUCAUGUCAAAUCCCUAUUAUCACGUCUGGCACGGUACUACUCCAGUUCAAUAGAGCACCAUGGCACCUGACAUUCAGCCGUUCAAAAUCCACGUCUCCGAGUCUGCCAUCGAGUCGCUGAACGACAAACUCGAUGCAUCCCAAUUUCCCGAGGAGACCACCUUCUCCGAUGACUGGAAAUACGGCACUCCCUUAUCCGAUAUCAAGCACCUGGCCCAACACUGGCGCGAGAAGUUCAACUGGCGGCAACAGGAAGCCAAGCUGAAUGAAUACCCGCAAUACACUACGAGUGUCAACGUUGAUGGCUUCGGCGAAGUCGAGCUUCAUUUCCUCCAUCAGCAGACCCGGAAUGGGAACAGCAUCCCUUUACUUUUUUGCCAUGGCUGGCCGGGUUCCUUUCUCGAAGUUCUUCGCAUCCUCCCCCUCUUGACCUCUACUGCCCCAGGAGCACCCUCCUUCCACAUCGUCGCGCCGUCCCUCCCUAACUUCGGCUUUAGCUCGCUCAUCCAAAAACCCGGCUUCUCGAUCCCCCAAUACGCCGAAGCCCUGCAUUCCCUCAUGCAAAAGCUCGGUUAUUCGCACUACGCCGCGCAGGGGGGCGACUGGGGCUUCAUUAUCGUCCGCAUGCUCGCCCAAUUAUAUCCCUCCUCUCUGCUAUUCCAUCACCUCAACUUCGUGCGUGCAAAUCCGCCCUCACCUACAGCACAUCCGUUGCUCUACCUUCAACACGCCCUGACACCGUACACCGCUGCCGAGAAAAAUGGAAUCGAGCGCACCAAAUGGUUCUGUGGCCCCGGUUUUGCGUACAACGACCUCCAGGCGCAUAGCCCGCAUACUAUUGGGAUAGCAUUAAGAGAUUCGCCACUCGCAUUGCUAGCCUGGUUGCAUGAACGGCUGGUGCAGUGGACGGACAAUUAUAAAUGGGAUCUAGACGAGGAGCUGACAUGGGUGUCGUUAUAUUGGUUCUCAGUCGCAGGCCCCGGUGCAAGUGCGAGAAUCUAUCACGAGAGUCGAUUCGCGGAGUUGGAGAAGCAUGACAAGUGCUUCGAAUAUAAUGCAGGCGUGUUGCUGGGAUUAAGUUAUUUUCCUAGGGAUCUCGUCGUUCCACCUACCAUUUGGGGCAGAACUUUAGGAAAGGUGGUCUUUGAGAGAAGGCAUGCUGAUGGUGGGCAUUUCGCCGCGUGGGAACGUCCGAACCUGGUUGCAGGAGAUUUGCAGGAUAUGGCAAAGAGGGACCCGGUGAGGAGGAUAGUAGAACAGCGGUUAGCAAUCAAGCUGGCGUGAACAAUGCUAAGAAGGUCAGAUCGUCGUGUUUGGGCAGCAUUCUGAUGCGCAAGGGCAAUCGAAUAUUGUUUUGGCCGUCAUUGAAGCUACGAACCCAGUCUUCAGUUCUAGCUCACCUGUAUCACCAGUGAGAAUACAAGAUCGGAUCAGGCUUUCAGCAAAAGUGACAUCAACAUUGCGGCGAAAAAGAAAGCCAACC
Eremomyces bilateralis CBS 781.70 is the source of this 1899-nucleotide messenger RNA. Its product is annotated as alpha/beta-hydrolase. Lineage: Eukaryota; Fungi; Ascomycota; Dothideomycetes; Eremomycetales; Eremomycetaceae. Gene Ontology annotation, molecular function: epoxide hydrolase activity. Gene Ontology annotation, biological process: epoxide metabolic process. The transcript has 2 exons. The record is from RefSeq and is a predicted model, not a curated record. The coding region runs from base 477 to 1700 and encodes 407 amino acids.